AAACCCCCCUCUCCAAAUCGAAAACCCCUCUCCUUUUGAAAACGAGACGCUCCUCACUCCAAACAGGCAAAGCAGAGAUAGCGCACAACAACAAUGUCGGGUUUCUCCUUCGGAUCUUCUUCUUCCCAAUCUUCUGCAUUCUCCUUCACAAACCCUUCUUCUUCUUCUUCUUCCCCGUUCUCACUUAGCUCCACCCCCGCUUUCUCAUUUGGAUCCUCCUCUCUCUUCACCACAAACCCUACCUCCGCCGCGUCUUCUUCGCCCUCUCCUCUCACUUUCUCCUUCGCUUCCUCUGCCUCUCCCGCACCCGCAUCCGCCGCCGCCGCCGCUUCUUCAAUCUUCGGUGCCGCCACUUCUGCCUCCCCCUUGUUCUCUUCUCCCGCAACGGCGCCGUCUGGGGCUUCUUCCUCGUCCGCAAUGACGCCGUCGUUUGGAGCAGCAGCUUCCUCCGCCGCGGCGUCGCCUUUCGGUGGCGGAACGCCCUCUGCCAAAACGACGCCGUUUGGAGCAGCAGCAUCCUCGGUUUCAACUAAUCUGUUUGGAGCAGGGUCCUCUGCUUCCACUACUCUAUUUGGUGGAGUAUCCUCUGCUUCAACGACGCCGUUUGGCGGAGCGCCCUCAGCUUCAUUAACGGCGUUUGGUGGAACGCCCUCAGCUCCUACGGCGCCGUUUGGCACAGCUUCCUCAACGCCAACAACAACUACAUCCACGACUCUGUUCGGUGGAGCGUCUUCUGCUUCAGCGACGCCGUUUGGAGUAGCGUCCUCAGCUUCAACGACGCCGUCUGGUGCAGCGUCUUCAGCUUCAACGACGCCGUUUGGUGCACCGUCGUCUGCUUCAUUAACGGCGUUUGCUGGAACGUCAUCUUCAUCGACACUAUUCGGAUUCAGCGGAACAGCUUCUGCAACGACGCCGUUUGGUGGUAGUAGUAGUAGUAGUAGUACUGCCUCUGCCUCUGACUCAAGUUCAGCUUUUGGAGCAUCUUCUUCAGCCGCAACGACGCCGUUUGGAGCGUUGAAUGCUUCUUCUUCAGCUGCAAAUAGCUCUCCUUUGUUCUCAGGUGCAUUUGCUAAUACCGGAGCUUCUUCGUCCGCGGCCUCAACGACGUCGUUUUCAGGGUUUGCAAAGCCGUCUACUCCUGCCGCUACAACGGCGUUGUCUAGCUCUUCAGGACUCUCCCUCGCUUCUCAACCCUCUUUUGGAUUUCCCAAUGCAGCUUCGGCUUCGGCUUCUUCAGCUGCUUCCACAGCUUCUGGUACACCGGCGGCUUCGAGGCCCUCUUCGGGUUCAACUUUUUCGUUCACCACGUCUUCGGCGCCGCUGUUCUCGACGGUGACGACCACCACCACCGCCUCCACCGUGUCUACCGGCAGCACGACCUUGGCGCCUUCUGUGCCUGCAUUUGGUGCUACUGGUGCUGCAUCUUCUGCUGCCGCGAGUGCUUCCGCAACUCCUGUUGCUUCUACUGGUGCUGCAUCUUCUGCUGCCAGUGGAGGAUCGUCUUUUACAGGAUUUGGCGUUGGAAGCACAGCGACCACUGCUUCUUUUGGGACUGGGUUUUCCUUUUCGAAUAAGUCGUCAACGGUGGCAGUUUCUAGUGUUACCGCUUCUGCAUUUGGGGUGAGCACUUCAACCUCUACUGCUCCAGCAAUUUUGAGUUCCAGCUCUAGUGCAACUCCGACAUCAUCCGCUCUUGUUGUGGCUUCCACUAGUGAAACUACUUCAACUGUCAGCACUUCAGUUGCUGCUGCACCAAAAUUGCCUUCUGAAAUCACAGGGAAGACGGUGGAGGAGAUUAUCAAGGAGUGGAAUGCUGAGUUGCAAGAGCGAACUGGAAAAUUUAGAAAACAAGCAAAUGCAAUAGCUGAAUGGGAUCGCAGGAUUUUGAACAAUCGUGAUGUUUUAUUGAGACUUGAGAUUGAAGUGGCAAAAGUAGUUGAGACACAGUCAAAUUUGGAGAGGCAAUUGGAGUUGAUAGAGACUCAUCAACAGGAGGUUGAUAAGGCUUUACAAAGUAUGGAGGAAGAAGCGGAGUGUAUUUACAAGGAUGAGCGUGGAUUACUUCAUGAUGAUGAAGCUGCAUCUACAAGAGAUGCAAUGUAUGAGCAAUCUGAAUUGAUUGAAAGGGAACUUGAGCAGAUGACUGAACAAAUCAAAUCAGUUAUCCAAUCCCUUAAUUCAAACCAGGGUGGAGAACAUGAUACCCUUGAUGGAAUGACUCCAUUAGAUGCAGUAGUUCGAAUUCUAAAUAAUCAACUAACUUCUCUGAUGUGGAUUGAUGAAAAGGCUGAAGAAUUUUCUUCCCGUAUUCAGAAGCUAGCUAACCCAGGUUCUGCUACAGAUCGUGAACUGACGGGUCUAGGAAUCUGGAUGUCCUGAUAUUUCAAAUUGUACAGUAUAUCAACCCUUUCAAAAUGGGAUGAUACACCUAGAAGAUUUUCAUUUGUAUGAAGAGGCUAUUUUUGUAUUUAGAUUCGGGAUGAACUGUUUUAGUUUUAGAAUGGUUACGGGUUACCUUAAAGUUUUCUAUUAAAUUUCCCAAUAUUACUUCAAUACUUUUCCAUUGAAGUAAAAACCUCGUUAUGAAAUGAAAUAUUGUGAAGACUUAAUGGUAAAGAAUGAAAUACCAAUUUUAAAAUA
This is a messenger RNA of Glycine soja, 2640 nucleotides long. RefSeq names its product nuclear pore complex protein NUP62-like. Gene Ontology annotation, cellular component: nuclear pore central transport channel; nuclear pore. NCBI's taxonomy places the organism in Eukaryota, Viridiplantae, Streptophyta, Magnoliopsida, Fabales, Fabaceae. Gene Ontology annotation, molecular function: structural constituent of nuclear pore; phospholipid binding. The transcript has 9 exons. Gene Ontology annotation, biological process: RNA export from nucleus; protein import into nucleus. The coding region runs from base 94 to 2379 and encodes 761 amino acids. The record is from RefSeq and is a predicted model, not a curated record.